This is a messenger RNA of Physella acuta, 2488 nucleotides long. Its product is annotated as dnaJ homolog subfamily C member 10. Gene Ontology annotation, cellular component: endoplasmic reticulum lumen. The record is from RefSeq and is a predicted model, not a curated record. Gene Ontology annotation, molecular function: protein-disulfide reductase activity; oxidoreductase activity, acting on a sulfur group of donors, disulfide as acceptor; misfolded protein binding. Gene Ontology annotation, biological process: IRE1-mediated unfolded protein response. NCBI's taxonomy places the organism in Eukaryota, Metazoa, Mollusca, Gastropoda, Physidae.
CAAAUUUUGUCAUUUGGAUCAAAAUAAAUACAUUUUAAACCUAAUUUAAAGUCGAUAUCCAGAUCUAUUUGUGCAUCAAAUGAUAAGUCUUUGAAACUAAUUUAUGGAGCCAACAACAGCAUUAAGAUGUCUAGUCUUUAUUUAUUUAUUUAUUAUUCAAAUUGUAAAUGGUGGAGAAGAUUACUACACCCUCCUUGGUGUCAGUAAAGGAGCUUCGGCUAAAGAAAUAAGAAGAGCUUUUAAACAGCUGGCCAUUUCUAAACAUCCUGAUAAAAAUGUGGAUGAUCCUAAAGCACACGAUGUUUUUGUUAAAAUAAAUCGGGCCUAUGAAGUUUUGAAAGAUGAAGACCUACGCAAGAAAUACGACCAAUACGGAGAGGAAGGACUGAAGGAUGACUUCCAGCGAGGGCGACAGUAUGAAAGCUGGCAGUGGUAUCAACAAAACUUUGGUAUAUAUGAUGAUGAUCCAGAAAUCAUAACUCUAAGCAGGGUUGAUUUUGAGCAGUCAGUUGAGGGUACUGGAGAGGCUUGGUUCAUCAACUUCUAUUCCCCUCACUGCUCCCACUGUCAUGACUUGGCUCCUACUUGGCGUGAGGUGGCUAGAGAGCUGGAAGGUGUCAUCCGUAUUGGAGCUGUUAACUGUGAGGAUGAUUGGCAGUUAUGUCGGAUGCAAAACGUCCACUCAUAUCCUUCUCUGUACUUUUAUCCUGAUAAAGAGAAAUUUCACGGUCAGCGAACAACAGAUGUUCUGGUGCAAGAGGCCCUCCAGAGAGUCAAUGCUAAAUUUUAUACUCUGAGAUCAAGUAACUUUCAAACUUUAGUUGGUACACAAAGUAAUGGUCUCCCUUGGCUUAUUACAUUUUGUGGGGAUGGGGGAGAUUGUCUAGAAGAAAAGACUUGUAUAAAAUUGGCUGCCAUGUUGUCAGACUUGGUGAAUAUUGGGAAGGUUGACUGCGACUCUAGUGAGGAUCUCUGUGCCAAGUUAGGACAAGAACAUGGCACAGUUUACUACAAGUCCCAGAGAUUUGACAAGCAAAGUGGCAUGGUAAUAGCUAGUCUGUAUCCCAAGGACAUAGCCAGGACAGUGCUACAAGAACUUCCUGAUGUAGAGUUGAUUAGCCAAGAUGCCUUACAUGAGAUUAACACAAAACGUGAAGAGACAUGGCUGAUCCAUUUUGUUGAUGGACUAGGAAAUCCAGAUCUUGAGCUGAGAAAACUGCCAACUUUAGUCAAGAACUACAAGGUCGGCCGUGCUGAUUGCUCCACUAUCCGCCUGGCCUGUCAAAAACUUCAUGUGACCAAGUUCCCAACGUUUAUGUUGUUUAAGAGCACAGGAGGCACUGAAAGAUACUAUGGUGGACGCAUCACUGCACAUGACAUCGCAGCAUUUGUGCAUGACAGUGCAGACACACCACUAGAAAACCUGAGCCCGGAGGAUUUCCCUGAUCGAGUGGUCAACAGUAAAGAGCCUUGGUUUGUCGACUUCUUCGCACCAUGGUGCCCACCAUGCAUGAGACUGCUGCCAGAAUUUAAAAAAACAUCCAAGGCUUACAAGUCUGUUGUCAACUUUGGGACCGUUGAUUGCACUGUGCAUGGAGGACUAUGUAACACAUACAACAUACGCUCAUACCCCACCACCAUCUUAUACAACCAAAGUGUACCUCACCAGUACCAUGGGCAGCACAGUGCCAGUCACCUGGCUGAAUUCAUACAGGACACAAUAAAUCCACCAGUUAUUGUCCUUGAUGAGAGCUCUUUUGAGAGUAGGGUACUAAACAAGGAUGAUGAAGAGAUUUGGUUGGUUGAUUUCUAUGCACCUUGGUGCGGUCCAUGUCAACAGUUGUCCCCAGAAUGGCGCAGGCUAGCCAAGAUGAUGAAGGAUAAAAAAACAGUUUUAGUGGGCCAAGUAGAUUGUGAUGCUAACAGCUACCUCUGCAACUCACAAAAUAUCAGAUCCUACCCCACCAUACGGCUUUAUCCCAUUGGUUCUGCCAGAUCAGGAACACACUACAUGUACAAUGGAUGGCGUAGAGAUGCCUCAUCAAUACAGUCCUGGUUGUUCAACUAUUUGCCUAGUAAAGUCGAGGUCCUUACAUCAAGGAACUUCAGACAAAAAGUUCUGGACAGCCAGGAGCCUUGGAUUGUAGAUUUCUAUGCACCCUGGUGUGGUCAUUGCCAGAUUUUUAAACCAGAAUUUGAAAAAGUAGCAGAACAAAUUGAGGGCAUUGCCAGAGCAGGCAAAGUGAACUGUGAUGAGGAGGGGGACAUCUGUCAACAGGCCAGUGUCAGGGCUUAUCCAUCUGUUAGGUUCUAUCAAGGUGUGGCGGCUAAUCAUAGACAGUCCGCGUAUGGCUGGGAGGUUGAUAGCCAGAAUGCUGAUUACAUUGUACGCUAUAUCAAAAAUAAUGUACCAGACAAACAACAGUGGUUGUCAUCAUUGCUGCCCUUCAUCAGAACUUCACCAGGAUCAUCUCCCCUGUUCAACUAA